Molecule: messenger RNA, 1576 nt
Organism: Anthonomus grandis grandis
Lineage: Eukaryota; Metazoa; Arthropoda; Insecta; Coleoptera; Curculionidae
Product: tubulin alpha-1 chain-like
Exons: 2
Coding region: 166-1518 (450 amino acids)
Biological process (GO): microtubule cytoskeleton organization; mitotic cell cycle
Cellular component (GO): cytoplasm; microtubule
Molecular function (GO): structural constituent of cytoskeleton; GTP binding
Source: RefSeq, a predicted model, not a curated record
UGAAAUAGUAGGCUGAUCUAAAAAAUUGAUAAUCGUUAGUUGUUUCAUAACAACAAUCAUAAGUGUCAAUACCUGUGUUUGGAAAGCAUCGUUGGGAGCUUCUCUGAACCAUUCCAUACCAUUUUCGCCUCAUUUUGCAGUGAAAAGUUUUGCUUUACCUAAAACAUGCGUGAAUGUAUUUCUAUCCACCUUGGCCAAGCCGGAGUUCAAAUUGGUAAUGCCUGUUGGGAGUUGUACUGCCUUGAACAUGGAAUACAACCAGAUGGACAAAUGCCCUCAGACAAAACUGUAGGAGGAGGUGAUGACAGCUUUAAUACCUUCUUCAGCGAAACUGGAGCAGGCAAACAUGUACCCAGAGCAGUCUUUGUGGACUUAGAACCCACCGUAGUUGACGAAGUAAGGACCGGCACAUACAGACAGCUAUUCCAUCCAGAACAAUUGAUCACCGGGAAGGAGGAUGCCGCCAAUAAUUAUGCACGGGGUCAUUACACUAUCGGAAAGGAGAUUGUUGAUCUCGUGCUUGACCGAAUAAGAAAGUUAGCUGACCAAUGUACUGGUCUUCAAGGGUUUCUAAUUUUUCACUCCUUUGGUGGUGGCACUGGCUCCGGAUUUACUUCUUUGCUUAUGGAGCGACUAUCAGUUGAUUAUGGUAAGAAAUCUAAGCUGGAAUUUGCUAUUUAUCCUGCCCCUCAAGUAUCAACUGCAGUGGUAGAGCCAUACAAUGCCAUUCUAACAACACACACGACCUUGGAGCAUUCUGAUGCAGCAUUCAUGGUUGAUAAUGAAGCUAUUUAUGAUAUCUGUCGAAGAAAUUUGGAUAUUGAGCGUCCCACAUAUACCAACUUAAACCGUUUAAUUGGUCAAAUUGUCUCAUCCAUUACGGCUUCCCUACGAUUUGAUGGCGCGCUAAAUGUCGAUCUUACUGAAUUCCAAACUAACUUGGUACCUUAUCCUCGAAUUCAUUUUCCAUUGGCCACAUAUGCCCCAGUAAUUUCUGCAGAAAAAGCAUAUCAUGAACAGCUAUCUGUCGCCGAAAUUACCAAUGCUUGUUUUGAGCCAGCUAAUCAAAUGGUCAAAUGUGACCCUAGGCAUGGUAAAUAUAUGGCAUGCUGUAUGUUGUAUCGUGGAGAUGUAGUACCAAAAGAUGUAAAUGCAGCUAUUGGUACUAUUAAAACUAAGCGUACUAUUCAGUUCGUCGACUGGUGUCCCACUGGAUUUAAAGUUGGUAUUAAUUAUCAACCCCCAACAGUAGUUCCUGGUGGUGAUUUGGCAAAAGUACAAAGAGCUGUUUGCAUGCUGUCAAACACUACAGCUAUUGCUGAGGCUUGGGCUCGUUUGGAUCACAAAUUUGAUCUCAUGUAUGCUAAAAGAGCUUUUGUUCAUUGGUACGUAGGUGAAGGUAUGGAAGAAGGUGAAUUCUCUGAAGCACGUGAAGAUACCGCUGCAUUAGAAAAGGACUAUGAGGAAGUUGGUAUGGACUCUGGAGAAGGCGAGGGCGAAGGCGGGGAAGAAUAUUAAAAUAUAAUUUCACUGUUUGCUAUGCAUUUUUAUUGUAAUAAAAACAAAUAAUAUCGUA